Messenger RNA from Caenorhabditis elegans, 1493 nucleotides. RefSeq lists its product as uncharacterized. NCBI's taxonomy places the organism in Eukaryota, Metazoa, Nematoda, Chromadorea, Rhabditida, Rhabditidae. The transcript has 5 exons. The coding region runs from base 87 to 1454 and encodes 455 amino acids. The record is from RefSeq and is marked reviewed.
UUACGAAAAGACGAUCUCCAUCACUUUUCACUUCAGACACGUGUCCAUUGACCGUUUGAAAUAACGAAAAGUCAGCAACACCGAUCAUGAUCGUAUACGUCAUUCUGGCAAUCGCCGCAAUUCUUGCCUAUUUUUACUUCAAAAAUAGUGCAAAUGAUGCUCCAAAAAGCAGAAGAAGUACUAGAAGCACUCGUUCUACUAGGACAACAACUCAGAAAAGAAGUUCAACCAAAGCUGCUGAUCAACAACCAGCUGCUCCGGCUCCUGCACCAGCUUCGGUUCAGCAACAGCCAGAAGCUCCGGCACCUGCCCCAACAGCUCCAGAUGUUCAACAGCCUGGCCCAGCUCCUGUCCCGGUUCCAGAACCUGCCCAACUCGCUCCACAAUCUGCACCUGAGCCAACUCCUGAUGCUCCAGCUGCUGCCCCAGUUCAAGAAACUCCACAGGUUGCCCCAGCCCCUGAAACACCUGCCCCAGCCCCUGAAACACCUGCUCCAGCCCCUGUCCAAGAGACUCCUCAAGUCGUCGCUCCAGCUCCCGAACCAACUCCAGAAGCCGCUGCUCCCGUUCCAGCUGAUCCUCAGUCCUCUCCAAUCAUUCAAAUUGGCGGGGAUUCUGAGAUGUUGGCUCCGAAAGACAAUGCUCCCGGUGGAAUUGGUGGAAAAUCUGAAAGAUUGUAUCCAACUGAGAAUGUUGUUACUGGAAACUCUGUGAUGAUUGCUCCAAAGGACAAUGUUGCUGGUGGUGUUGGAGGAAAAUCGGAAAGUUUGGCCCCGGAUGUUGGAUCGGCUCCAACAUCAGCAGUUUCUACUCCAUCAACGGCACCGGAUUCUAAUGAUGUUUCGAAAAAGUAUAAGAAGAAGAAGAACAAGAAGUCGAAAUCGAAGGACAAGAAGAAGACUGCCUCCAAAAAGAACAAGAAGAAGAAGAAGAGCAAGGGAGAAAGCGCUUCAUCCACUCCUCAAACUCCAAAUGAUCCAGAAACCGGAGUCCAAACAGCAAACGAGAUUCGCAACGAUGCUCCAGAAUCCAAUGUCAACACGGCAUUGUCGAUUCGCUCUCCGGCUCAAGUUGCCCCAGAACCUGAUGUCAAAACAGCUGCCGAAGACAAGAACGAUGUUCCGGAAUCUGAUGUAAAGACUGCUGCUGAAGACAAGAACGAUGUUCCUGAGUCUGGAGUCAAAACAGCUGUUGAGGUUAAGAAUGAUGCUCCUGAAUCUGAUGUCAAGACGGCUACUGAGGCAAACGGUGGUGCACCUGAAUCUGGAGUGAUCACUGCAACUGAACUUGGCGCAGAGCAGAAAGCAAAUCCUUCUGAAUCUCAGGGCUCCUCGGCAGUUUCGACCGCUGCUAGCAACGCUUCGAAGAAGAGUAAGAAGGAUCGCAAGAAGAAGAAGAAGAAGAAGCGCACCAAGUCAAAGGGAACCAAGGAUAAACAGCACUCGUCGAAGUAGUCUGAACUUUUUGUAGUAGAAUAAAGGGAAUUCUGGGUU